Molecule: messenger RNA, 1386 nt
Organism: Phanerochaete carnosa HHB-10118-sp
Lineage: Eukaryota; Fungi; Basidiomycota; Agaricomycetes; Polyporales; Phanerochaetaceae
Exons: 1
Coding region: 258-896 (212 amino acids)
Source: RefSeq, a predicted model, not a curated record
CCGAUGGAAAUGCGAGCGCCUGAGAGGCAUCGGGCGUUUGAUCGGAAGCCAGAAUUGGACGAAUCUCAGAUGCAAACUUGGGUUUCGUUUUUAUCUUGAUUUCCUGGCGCCUCGCAAUUUCGGAUCUGAGCCAAGCCUCGCUUCGCGCCCACCGAUCCUCUUUGCCUCUCUCUCUCACCGGACUGCUUAAAUAUGCCUCCCUCUCUCCCGCCAGUUCCCCCACCGCCCCCUCCUCCUCGCCGUCGCUGACAACAGCAAUGGCCGACGUUUUGGCCUUCGAUGCUUUCGCCUGCUCUAACUACUUCUCUCACCGAGCCAUCCCUAUCCCACCCCCCGUUAUGGACUGUUCCCCAAAGGUCGCCACCGGACCCGGACCCGUCUACUACCGCCAGCACGAAGUCAUCCAACUCGUAGAGGUCUCCGCGCCCCCUCCGGCUCCCCAUCCGUCCACCAUAACCACAAGCUCUGUCCCCUCCUCGUCUGCAUACACCGAGUCGUGCUCCGAAGAGUCCGUUAGCGACGAAGACGAGGAGUCUGCCGUGUCCUCGUACUGCUCCUCGGACGAGGGCGACGAGGCCACCCGUGCCUGCUACGAUGACACGUACGGUACAAGGUUGAAGCGCGUCCUUGCCUGGCGGGACCGCGCUGCAAAAGCUCUAGGGGCAUUUGGUAUGUUCAUUUCCGUCGGCUCCGCGUGGGUAUCUGCUGACUUUUAUCCUGCUCAUACAGUGGAGUCCCCAGCACAAACUGGUGUGUCCCUCACCAAGCGCAGACUGGCUGAUGACAUGGUGAGUGUCCGCCUGCUCCUUGCUGUGUUUACCCAGGCCCUCAUUACGACCUGCCUCCGCAGAUGUCACGCCACUCAAAACAAAUGGGCAAGUCACACCGCAGCCUGAGCUCCCACUCCUGCUCCGCCUGCGACAGCGACUUCCCGACACAGCAGAGCCUUCGCGAACACGCGCGGGUCUCUUCCGCAAGCGAGGCUUGCAGGGCUGCUGUCGAGUACGGAUUCGAGUCAUGACCGCCACGUUCUCCAGAUCCGCGACUGGCACGAACCCUGUUUGGACUAUACCCGCAUCUAUACCCACCUCAUCGUGGCUCCCCAUCGCAUCCCACACUGCAUGUAUCUUUAUUACUACAAUUUGCCCCGGUUACGUUCACGACCUCUGACGCACAUGGCUCGGCAUACACUAUUAUUACUACUAUUUCCUCACGCCAUGAACACCCUGGCUUUGCACCACAUUUAGUGUAUUAUUGUAGAUAAUGCAGUCGGCAUACUCGCAAUACACCGUUACAUUAUUCGAAUCAUUAUCCGAAUGCUAUGCUCUGCCCCUCUCACGCCAAUGCGCGUGCGCGACCUUCCCCACCCAAAUGGCCAGUUUCAUG